Amaranthus tricolor (Joseph's coat) is the source of this 949-nucleotide messenger RNA. RefSeq names its product 30S ribosomal protein S6 alpha, chloroplastic-like. Gene Ontology annotation, molecular function: small ribosomal subunit rRNA binding; structural constituent of ribosome. Lineage: Eukaryota; Viridiplantae; Streptophyta; Magnoliopsida; Caryophyllales; Amaranthaceae. The transcript is spliced from 2 exons. Gene Ontology annotation, biological process: translation. Gene Ontology annotation, cellular component: ribosome. The coding region runs from base 63 to 698 and encodes 211 amino acids. The record is from RefSeq and is a predicted model, not a curated record.
AUGUUCUUUAUCUACUUAUCCACAACAUCAAACCAUCGUUCACAACACAAUAGCCAACAACAAUGGCAACAUUUUUCCUCACUUCAACUCUCCCUUCUUCUUCACCCAAUUCACUUCAAUCCAUCCCCAAACCUUCAACUGAAUUAACUCUCAAUUUCAGCCAUACAUUCAAACCCUUUCAGCCUAAGCCCAAACCCUCUCACCGCUACCACAAUCAGCCCAAUUACGGCCCAUUAGUAAAGGCCUUAGCUUUGGAUUUCUCGGGCUCAUUCUUUGAAGGCGGGUUUGAGGGUUUGGAUGAAGAUCCGCCGUCAACUCCACCCGCUGGUUUAGCAGUUGCUGAUGAGAAACCGGAGCCCCAAUGCCCACCGGGGCUCCGACAGUAUGAAACCAUGGCUGUUCUUAGACCUGAUAUGACCGAAGAUGAGCGUCUUUCUUUUACCCAGAAAUAUGAAGAGUUACUUGUCGCUGGGGGAGCAAUGUAUGUGGAAGUCUUCAACAGAGGUGUCAUUCCUCUAGCUUACAGCAUCAAAAAGAAGAACAAAGCUGGAGAAUCUAAUACUUACUUGGACGGCAUUUAUCUCCUCUACACCUAUUUCACUAAGCCAGAAUCCAUUACAGCACUUGAGGCAACACUCAAAGCAGACGAUGACGUCAUAAGGUCAUCGACCUUCAAGAUUCAUAAGAGAAAAUACUGAUAUCAAACUUACACUAGUCUAGGUUCCAAUGGGUUAAACGCAGCGAAAAAUAGAAUUCAAUUUUUGUGCACUGUUUCCUUUUGAUCAUUAUCAUUCAAGUUUCUGUAGCAUAUCAUUUUUUUGGAGUUUAAGUAUUGACAAGUUCUCCACUGUUGUGAAAUGACAUAAUUCGCCUCGAGUUGAAAACCCUUUUCUUGUUAUUGGCUUAUUCUAUGUGCAACAAUGACUUUGCUGUUGAAUGUUCAUACUAA